CAGAAGUAGUAGUAGUAGAGGAAGAAACAGACAGAAGCCUUCAGAUGAGUUUCUCCCUGUUUAAUAAAGAAGGGCAAUCAUUUAAAACUCUUUUUGAAGAGUGGGUGAAAGCGCGAACAUGAGUGCAGCAAUAGGAGAGAUUCCCGAAACAGUUAAAGAUGAGGACAAAGAAUGUAAGACGGAACACAACAUCCUUGAAGCUGAUGUUAAGGAGGUGGUGAUUGUUAAAGAAGAGGUACCUGUGGACUACAGACCAUAUGCUCACCUGAAUGACCCAAAGCCUGAACACAUAAAGGAGGAACAGGAAGAAAUCUACGUCAGUCUGGGGGGAGAGCAGCUCAAUGCAAAGGAGGAGAUGGAAGCCACCAGCUUUCCAGUGACUGCUUCUCUCAAUGACGGUGUGAAUGAUAACCAUUCCCCUCGGCUCUCUCAGCUUUAUCCAGACCAGUUUACAGGCAGAGAGAUUCCAGAUGGUUCUAUUUACUUAAAGACUGAAGAUACUAUGGAGGAUGAGGACAAUAAUAUAAAACCUUCAGUCUCUGAGCUGAAACACUGUGGGCUAAAAACUAAGGACAUGGACAAUGACUGGAAGUACAGAGCACCGGAAUUGGAUGGAAAUACGAAGAAACCCUAUAGUUCCUCUAUGUUUGCUGAACAUUUCUUUCUUCCCUUUGUUCAGAACGACUCAAUAGAUUCAGAUAUAGAGUCUUCAAGCUUCCAAAAUGAAGGCUCACAAAGGGAAGUCCAGCCAGAAUUAAAGUUAAGCUAUGAAGACUGUGGUAAAUUAUUGACAGGAACACGAGGUUUAAACAGACAUAAGAAGCUCCACACUGGACGGAAACCCUACACCUGUGAUGUUUUGCCGUGCAUUAUGGCAAGCCGACGAAGAUUAUAUUCAGUCCAGGAAGUUCUUGAGAUGGUUUGCAUUCCCAAUGGGGCUUUAUCUGACACAGAAUCCAUUUCAGAUGAUAAAAUUGCAGAUCCAGAUUUUGUGGAAACUCCUAAAGCUUACGAGUCUGACUCCAGCUUUGAUGAGGAUGAGCCACUAGCAGAUAUAGCAAGAAAUUAUCCCAACCAGCUCGAUGUUGAAAUUCAUCAUGCACAUGUAGACAGUGACAUUGAGGCUCCAGAUGACAAUGAACCUCAGCCAGGCCCAGCUCCAGUCAAAAUAGAGUUUUCUUGGAAACAGAGGAAACCCCCAGCAGCUGACAUCGACUCUUCAUUCCAAGGACCUGCGUUCUCAACUCCACCAGAUAAAAUCCCAAGUCCAAGGUGGUAUUUUGAUCAGUUCAUGGACAAAUCUGUGUUUGAACACAUUUCUCACCAAUCUAACCUGUAUGCCUAUAUGAAGAGUGGCUCAGAACUGAAAACAACCUCUGCUGAAAUGGAGCAAUUCAUUGGUUUACACAUCUUGAUGACCAUAGUACGUAUGCCAUCGUACCGCAUGUACUGGCAGACGGCAACACGCUAUGACCCAAUUGCAACAGUCAUGGGACGUAAGAGAUUUGAUCAUCUGCGAGCAUACAUCCAUAUGAAUGACAAUACCAACAUAAAGCAAAAGGGUGAGCCUGGAUACGAUCCACUGUUCAAGGUGCGACCAGUGCUUGAGAAAGUCCGUGCCAACUGUUUGAAAGUUGAACCAGAAGAAAACCACACAAUUGAUGAGCAGAUGAUCCCCUUCACAGGAAGGAUUGGAAUGAAACAGUACCUCAAGAACAAGCCACAAAAAUGGGGAAUCAAGGUCUAUACUCGUGCAGGUGUCAGUGGACUAGUCUAUGACUUUGAAGUAUACACUGGAAAAGGGACUGUGACCAAUGAGCGUGGACUUGGUGUUGCUGGUGAAGUUGUGCUUCGACUCGUGUCAGAAGUUCCUAAAGGGCUAAACUACAGGUGUUACUUCAACAACUGGUUUACUUCCCCUGAGCUCAUUGUGGAACUGAAAAAAAUGGGAAUUCAAACAGUUGCUACCAUCAAUCGGAACCGUCUCCGUGGAUGUACCCUCAAAAGUGACAAGGAGCUGGCAAAGGGUGGGCGUGGGGCGUAUGAAGUGAAAUACGACAUGACCAGUGGGAUUGCUGUCGUGAAGUGGUAUGAUAAGAAGGCAGUGUUACUGGCAUCAUCCUUCACAGGCCCUGAUCCUGUUGACAGAUGCAGAAGGUGGUUGAAAGAGAAGAAGGAAUAUGUCGAAGUGGACAGACCCCACAUCGUACAGGUGUACAACAAAUUCAUGGGAGGAGUAGACUUGGCAGACAUGUAUGCAUCUCUCUAUCGCAUUGACAUCCGCACGCGGCGUUGGUACCUGCGCAUUUUAUACUACCUGAUUGACCUAUCACUGGUUAAUGGCUGGCUCCUCUACCGUCGUCAUCUCACCCAGAAGCAGGAGAAGAAGCACAUGUCGCUUCUUGACUUCCGUGCUCAAGUUGCUGAUGCCCUCAUCAAGGUUGGCAAACAGACUGACUUUAAGAGCAGGAAAAGAGGACGACCAUCUUUGGAAGAUUCUCCAGAACCCCAUCAGGCAGAACCACCUCCACCGCCACUCCAGAGGAUCGUUGCACCAUCGGUUGAUGUCAGACUAGACCGAGUUGAUCAUUUUCCCACCCAUGCUGAGAAACGUGGACGAUGCAGACUGUGCAAGGACGGCUACACACAAACGGCCUGCUUGAAGUGCAAAGUCCUUUUGUGCUUCACAAAGACCAACAAUUGCUUCAUGGACUACCACACAACAAAGUGACUUGUAAAAACGUCCUUUUGAGAUGUUGGUGGAAAAAAAGUCUGAGAUAAAGUUGUCUCUAAUUUUGUGAGAGAAAUUUUUUUUUCGAAUUUUGUUUUGUUAAUUUUUUUGUUUGUGACAUUCAAAUAAAGUUAACGUUCAUAUCA
Messenger RNA from Cyprinodon tularosa, 2877 nucleotides. RefSeq names its product piggyBac transposable element-derived protein 3-like. The transcript is spliced from 3 exons. NCBI's taxonomy places the organism in Eukaryota, Metazoa, Chordata, Actinopteri, Cyprinodontiformes, Cyprinodontidae. Bases 119 to 2731 code for a protein of 870 amino acids. The record is from RefSeq and is a predicted model, not a curated record.